AUGAGAACAAUAUUUCGGGCGUUGGUAUCACGGUACUUGUUGGAAGCUGUCUUUUCGCGUAUGCCAAAAGACAUAGAACACUUUCGAGCCAGUAUGAAUCCCCACUUGCAAGGAUAUCCCGAGAAGAUUGAUGAUGCGGUGGAGAAUUAUUUCUGUCUCCAGAACAAUAGCACACGUUUUGUCGACAACCCAAUAAGAACUGGAUACGGAGAUCUAUGUUAUUUCCCAGAUAAUUUUACCUUUCAAAAAACUGGCAAGGAAUUAGUUGACGUACUUCUACCUCUGUGUCUUCUCAGUGGCAAGACUCGACAAGAAAUCGUCACUGCUUGCACUUCACUGUGUACCGAAAUUGCUUUUCUAGCCAGCGAUUUGAAUCUCAUCAUCAAAGCCAGACCUCGAUCACCGGUCACAUUUUAUAGUCCUGUGCGAGGUGAUGUUGUUUCAGAGGAUAAUGCUCGUUUAUUCCAUGACAACCGGAGACAAUUUGGUGAGGUACAAAUAACGCUAUUGCUCGGUAUCAAACCUGCUGGCAAUCCGUCGAGGCCUUAUGCUGCUGCGCGAGUCGAGCUCUUGAGAGAUGACGAGGCAUAG
Botrytis byssoidea is the source of this 591-nucleotide messenger RNA. RefSeq lists its product as uncharacterized. The record is from RefSeq and is a predicted model, not a curated record. The transcript has 2 exons. NCBI's taxonomy places the organism in Eukaryota, Fungi, Ascomycota, Leotiomycetes, Helotiales, Sclerotiniaceae. Bases 1 to 591 code for a protein of 196 amino acids.